Molecule: messenger RNA, 492 nt
Organism: Lactuca virosa
Lineage: Eukaryota; Viridiplantae; Streptophyta; Magnoliopsida; Asterales; Asteraceae
Source: the annotation of a GenBank genome assembly
AUGGAUUCCCGAGGUAAAGGUAAACAAACCGGUUCUAACCAAAGACGCAAAUCCACGCAAGGCGGUUCAAGUCAAAAUAUUUCAUUUUCUUCUCCAACCUUUCAUAACCCAAAUCCAAACUAUCAACAAUACCAAAAUUACCAACAAAACCAAAACUACCAACAAAACCAAAGCUAUCCACAACAAUAUUACCCGGUGCAACAAUCUUACAACACAUUUACGCUUUCAGAGGAAAAUAUGAGUUAUAAUCCAUGUAAUCAGUUUUCUCAAAGGGUUUCAGAAACUCAAUUCCAAUCUUCCCAACCCGAGCAUUUCCAGUUCCGUGAUUCUCAGAACGUAGAAUCUGAGAGUUCUAGUGACGAUCCGGUUCCCGAAAGAAAUGAAGAAGAAACUAGCGAGGAGUUGCGACCUGUUGUUGAGAAAAAACGCACCUUUACAAACCGCCAGAAGUCAAAAAAAAUGGGUGGAACGCGAAGAGUUGGCUUUGGCUAG